UUUGGACGUGCUUUGCGCUGAAACGGCGGCGUGCGCGCUUCAACAGUGAAUUUCAAUUUCAUUACAAAUAGUUACAGAAUUUCCACCGACUUCUUCAAGCAAAUGCUAAUGGAACAAAAAAUUAUUUUUGAUUUGCGCAUUUGAAUUUCGCGAAUUUUAUUAACGGUAGUGUUGUUCGGUUGCACAUUUUCAGUGAAAUUUAAGUGAUUUUUAUGGGCCAGUUAAAAAAUAUCAAAUAGACACUCGCGCAAAUGGCAGCUCUGGCGUAUGUGGGGCCCGCAGCCCCACGGCGGCACACACAGAAAUACAAUGAAGUCGAUAGCCCUGCACCUGCUUUCACUCCUUCAUAACGGUAUUUGUUGAGAAGCUAAAAGAAAGGUCAUGCCAAAAACUUUAACACAUCUGGUUAACCUCAUGAAUCCCCUAAAAACGCAAUAGAUACAAAAGAAAUUCAAUAAAAAAGUGAGCGAGUGAAGCGAGUGCAUAAAGUGGAAAGAUAGCAAAGGUAACGGUGGUUGUCGCAACAACAACGGCGCACAUCGGCAGUCUAGCAAAUAUGUCAAAACAUAAAGAUGCGCACGACUACAUUUACAUUGCGGACGGCAGCGACGGCGGCAGCAGCGCGUACGUCUUCUCCGCCAGCGUUGACGCAGAGCGGCUCAGCACCGGUGGCAGCUACAGCCACAAACGCAGCAAUAGCAGACGGCGCACCUACAGGCGCACGCCCAUCGGCGGCGCGCCUACAAAGCGGCCCAAAACAUCGCCACCAACACCGCCACCACCACCACAUAAUAUGCUUCCAUUUAGCUUCCAGCAACAACAAUACGAAGAGCAACAAGAAGAUAGCCUGCAGCAGCGAAUGGUUGCGAAGGCGCUCAACGUCACCACAACCACUGCCACAGCCGUGGCGGCGACGACAGCCGUCAUAAUAGGAUUUGGGCUCAGCACGGUGGGCCAUGCCGCCCACAACGCAUUGGGGAGCAGCCGCAGCAGCAGCGCAGACAGCAGCAAUCAUAAUAUGCAGCAAUUGCCGCGACAGCAACAACAUCUCCAUCGUCAUCAACAUAACAUGGCGGCCGCCGCCUCCUUCGCCACGUCUCCGCUUAGCGCCACCCUCACCACAACUGCCACCACAGUGCUGACUGCUGCCAAAGCGGCUGCCACAGCGACCGCAACGACGGCUGCGGAAAACCUAUUUAGCGGCGUCGCCGUCGGCCUUGGCGCGAUGCUAAUCAACGACACACUGCUGUUUGACACCAGUGGGAACGGCACGAGCGUGCUCUUCGCCAACGACGACGACGACAACAACGGAAGUGACCUUAUGAAUGGUAGCAUGGUGAAUCUCACCAGCGGCAAUGCGACCGCGGGCGACGAGGACUUCGGCGAACUGCUGCGUAUGGGCAGCACGUCAGUGGUGCUGGGCCUGCUGAUUCUCAUCACAAUAAUUGGAAACGUUUUUGUAAUUGCUGCCAUAAUAUUGGAACGUAACUUGCAGAAUGUUGCCAAUUAUUUGGUGGCAUCAUUGGCUGUUGCUGAUUUAUUCGUUGCCUGUCUGGUGAUGCCGUUGGGCGCCGUCUAUGAGAUAAGCCAAGGCUGGAUACUUGGACCGGAGCUGUGCGACAUCUGGACGUCGUGCGAUGUGCUCUGCUGUACAGCUUCCAUAUUGCAUUUAGUCGCCAUCGCGCUCGAUAGAUAUUGGGCGGUGACUAACAUCGAUUACAUCCAUUCGCGCACAAGUAAGCGUGUAUUUCUUAUGAUCUUCUCUGUGUGGUCGGCGGCUGUUAUAGUGUCGUUGGCGCCACAAUUCGGCUGGAAGGAUCCCGAUUACUUGCAGCGUAUAGAACAACAAAAGUGUAUGGUUUCACAAGAUGUCUCAUAUCAGGUCUUCGCCACUUGCUGCACGUUUUACGUGCCGCUACUCGUCAUUUUGGCCCUCUAUUGGAAAAUCUACCAGACGGCACGUAAACGCAUACACAGGCGGCGGCCACGGCCAAUCGAUGUGACCGGCAAUAAUAAUCAGCCCGACUUGGCUGUGCAGAAGAAGCGCAACCGUCUUCGAUUGCGUAUCGGCAAAUUCGGGGCAGCUCACGCCAGCACCGCCGUCGGCCAAACAACGCUCGGACUGGUCGAAGGCAACUCAACGAACACGGUGAACACCGUGGAGGACACCGAGUUCAGCAGCAGUAAUGUGGACAGUAAGAGUCGUGCGGGCGUCGAGUCGACCACGAUGUUUAGCAAUAAUCCCGAAGAGAUUGCGACCACUUCGACAAGCCAAAUAUCGACUGUAUCCCACCUGGUAGCGUUAGCUAAUCAACAACAUACAGCAUCCAAAUCAACCUCAACAGUACAACAGCAGCAACAACAACAUAAAGACAGUAGUAGCAAUAUAAAUACAAUAACCACGGCGGCAAUUUCGGAAGCGACGAUAACGACAACAACUUUAGAAAACAAUAAGCUGCCUAGCACAACGGCAACAACAACAACAUCAACGACUAAAGUAUGUAUAGUAGCCCCGAACGACAGCAACGGCAUAAGCUCUACACACGCUGCGAUAAAUGGCGGCACACCCGCAGCCACGGCUGCCAACGGCACUGCGGAGGUACUAGAGGAUCCUCAGCUCCAGCAGCAGUUGCAGCAAGUGCAACAGCAUGCUGACACCGCGACCCCGUCAGUCGGCAGCAAGACAGCACCGCCGGCUGCAUGUGCCUCCAACGCCACCACAAUCACUUCCAUAUCGGCGCUGUCGCCACAAACACCAACAACCGCCAUCACCGCAAGUAGCGGUGGUGACGAACAUCUGCAUCCACUGGCGCCCGCAGCGACGCCCCUGGCUGCCACAUCCUCCUGCCAACUGACGCCCACACCCAAGCUGAAGCACCCGCAGCCAUUAUCCAGCAUAGCCAAUCCCGUACAUAAGGUGACAAAACGCAAGGAGACGUUGGAAGCUAAACGUGAGCGAAAAGCGGCCAAAACAUUGGCUAUCAUCACCGGUGCCUUCGUUAUCUGUUGGCUGCCAUUCUUUGUAAUGGCACUGCUAUUGCCGCUGUGUGAGACUUGCGAGAUUAACGAUGGGCUUGCGUCGGUAUUCCUUUGGCUCGGCUACUUCAACUCAACGCUGAAUCCCGUCAUUUACACGAUAUUCAGUCCGGAGUUCCGUCAGGCGUUCAAACGCAUACUCUUCGGCGGUCAUCGUCCGGUACAUUAUCGCAGUGGAAAGAUUUAAGCAACAGCGAGCCAGCUGGCGUCUGAACAGUUAACACACAAAGAACCACCAUGAAGCACAGCGGUAUUUCUUGGCAGCAACCAAAAACAGUUUUUGUGGUAAAGUCAAUAGCCUCUGGACUGAAAUGUAUAAGAUGCAACACCAAUCAUUGAUUAUUAGCGAUGUACAGUUGUGGGCAAUAUAACAGAAUCGCAUACCAUAUCGUGCUAUUUUAAGCAAAACUAAGCGUUGAGGAGAUUCCGGCAACAUGAAAUUGCACUGAAACUAAAACUCCAACAUCUCAGCUCAAGAAAUGGCUCCCACGGUUGGCACUCUCCCCGCUGUAAAUCCGAGUGCCACGACUAAUGGACAAAGCAUGUAGUUAGGCUCCAGCCAAGCUACCUGAAAGCAUAGGUCAUUCAUCAUCACACCCCUCUAGUUAUCUUAAUUAAAAGUUAUAUAAUACUUACGAAGUGCAUCGUAAAUAGGUUAUUGUAAAGAAACUGUUUUUCUAAAAUAUAAGUGUUGCAUACAAUUUGUUUAACAUUGUGUAUGUAAGGCACAUACCUACUUUUAAGAUAACAACAACAACAACUGAGAACUUGAAUAAUGCAAAUUAAGAACGAAAACAAUUAGGAAUGCUUCAAAUAUACAUACACACCGACACACCCACACAUAAACACGUGAUUUUGUUCAAUACUACUCAUAAAUAGUUGUAUACUAGUUACUAAGCAGUUACAUAGAUUUGUAUACUCGUACACACACACAUAUACACGUAUUAUGCAUGCAUAGACAUGGCAAUGCAUGUCUGUGUGUAGGUAUUUAUAUGAAUUGUUGACUGUAGAAUUAAGCUGAAAUGUUAGUGUAAAGCAAACACAAUAAUAAGUGUUGCCUCUGUACAGUCCAAGCCAAACUCACUUAGCAAAAUAGCAUAAAUACUAGUAAUUAUAAGAGUUAAACAUAAAUUGUAUUGCUAGAUAUUGAAUAAAAAGCAAAUAGCGUUAAGGCCCAAACCUUAAUAAAUGCGCGAAAAAUGGAUUUCUUUAAAUAUUUGCAUAUGGCUGCAACUCGCAGACUAAAUCUGCAUAAAUGUACACAAUAAUCUAAAGUUAAUGGCAUUAAUCAAACGUUAGUUAAUUACUAAAGUGUAAUUUUUCGGGAAAAUGGGUACUACUACUGAUAAUAAAUACCGUGCAGAUGUGUUAAACAAAUGUAAGAAAAUUGCUUAACAUACACAUAUGUACAUACUUAUUAGCAUACUCUUAUUACUCUCUUAUGUAGUUAAACUAUUUAUAAAUGCAUUCUUAAUACAAUUGAGGUUAGAUAUCCCUUAGAGAAUGGCUCCAACAACACGUACCCACUGCACAUACACACAUACAUACAUACAUGCAUCUAAGUAAGGCGCUGCUGGGCAUUCGGAGCAGUGCCAAUAAUAAAUAAUGCAGUUCAAUCAAAAGCAAAAAUACUCAUGACAGCGUGCAGACCACAAGCUGCGCUGCGAAUGCAAAGAAAAUUCAGAAAAUCAAAAUACAUUAGCUCAAUUUCAAAACCCCACAGUUAAAGUUAAGUUCAUGCAUAGCUUGAUACACAUAUACCGAGGACCGAGGCGCGAUAUCGAGUGAGAGCGCCUUCAAAAGUCGCGUUGCGUCGCAUCGAAAUGUCUGCCAGGGUGACACGGUAGGAAUAGCCGGGAACUUAUGUAAGUAUGUCCGGGUCUUGCGCCUGCCACGAAGUGUGGAAGCAGUAGCGGGUGAGCCGGCAAGCGGUUGCGCUGUAUGAAGAUGGUGCAAUUGAGUCCGGCUUAUUUUCUGCGAUUUGUCGCAAACACAGAAACCAAUUAACGGCACUUUUGUACACUUUGCUCAAAUCGUACGAAGUCUUCAACUGUUAGCGGUCAACUAUUGCUCUCAACAUUGGUUCAGUUUGCGAAAUAACGCACACACACAGCCUAGGACUCAUAAUUAUUUUCGAUGUUCGAUAUACACUUGAUGAGAAUCACAUCUAGAAGACAGUUAAGUGUGUCUUCAGAGAAUUUAAUUUUUUCUUAUUUUUCCAUAAUUUUAUUUGAUGAUUAUUUUUAAGAUAACAGUAAAUUAUAUAAUGAUUUUGUUUGUUAUUUUUAAAACUAAGUUGCCGGUGGCUUCAGCCCCAAUAGCCUCCGGCAAGCACCUGAUUUUAGCAAAAACGACUUUUUAGCUUAAGUUACAAGGCGAUUUCCAUUUAUAUUGUGCGCCAGUAAAAAUUUCAAAAAUUAGAGGUUUCAUUCACUUAUCAUUAAGUGGUUAUCGAACGUUGAUGCUUUUUUUGUAAUUUAUACAUAUAUAUACAUAUGUACAUACAUACACAUGAUUCUGUAAAAAAAUUAUAACCCUUCAAAGCCACUAGCGAAAUAUCUAAAGUAUAUCAAAUCUCAUUCUAUCACUGAUACUCCUAACCUUAGAGAAAUUUAAAUCAUAUACAUACAUAUAUGUACAUAUGUACAUACAUACCUACUUAUAUACAUAUGUAUACAUAAGUAAGUAGGUUACUAAUAAAUAUGAUUGUUCAACACAUGUCGCACAGACUGUAAACCAUACUUAUACUUAAACAUAAUUGUAACUAGCAUUAAUUACAACAAAAAUAGACGAAUGAAAUUAAAAUACAAUAUGAAAUAUAAAUAAAUUGUACUGUGCUGCAAGAAAACUUCAAAAUGGUGAACGCGCCAAAGCGAGAAAAUAAAUUAUAAAAGAAUUAUUGUAAAAAAUC
Molecule: messenger RNA, 5947 nt
Organism: Bactrocera tryoni
Lineage: Eukaryota; Metazoa; Arthropoda; Insecta; Diptera; Tephritidae
Gene: 5-HT1A
Product: 5-hydroxytryptamine receptor 2A
Exons: 11
Coding region: 557-3223 (888 amino acids)
Biological process (GO): adenylate cyclase-activating adrenergic receptor signaling pathway
Cellular component (GO): membrane
Molecular function (GO): G protein-coupled amine receptor activity
Source: RefSeq, a predicted model, not a curated record